Messenger RNA from Oncorhynchus masou masou (cherry salmon), 2208 nucleotides. RefSeq names its product tpd52 like 1 (gene tpd52l1). Gene Ontology annotation, cellular component: cytoplasm. Bases 229 to 987 code for a protein of 252 amino acids. Gene Ontology annotation, biological process: positive regulation of apoptotic signaling pathway; positive regulation of MAP kinase activity. The record is from RefSeq and is a predicted model, not a curated record. The transcript is spliced from 10 exons. NCBI's taxonomy places the organism in Eukaryota, Metazoa, Chordata, Actinopteri, Salmoniformes, Salmonidae.
AAUUUUUCUUCACUUUUUUUUAAAAUUAUUUUUACAUUUUUGAAGCAUUUGUCAUUUAAUAAAGCACAUAAAGGCUUCCUACUUCACAAAGAUAAUAUUAACUGACAGAUAUUGUUAUAUCAUAGAACAAAACAUAUAAGAUCUCCUAAGCCUGUGUUAACCUCAGACCUUAUUUUCUACAUUUAUCCCACAACCCUAUUCUUUCCCCGGUUUAUUUUCUUCAUAGGAAUGGCUGAAAGAACCAGAGGUAACAUAUUUUCCGGUUUUAGGACUACAAGGUGGCGAGCUCUAUGUGUAACAUCAUUGCAACAUGAGAGAGGACAAGGACAUCUCAGGACAGGUUUGCUGGACCCAGAGCCUCUAACAGAAGUAGAUGAAGAAAUGGUGUCAGAAGUGGACCUCUACAACACUGUGACUGAUGAGGAGAGGGAGGAAAUAUUGAGUGAACUCACUAAGUUAGAGGAAGAAAUCUCCACCCUGAGACAAGUGUUGGCCUCCAAAGAGAAACACCACUCAGACCUCAAAGCCAAACUGGGGAUAACACCACUCAGUGAGCUCAAACAGAACUUCAACAGGAGCUGGUAUGACAUGCAGACUUCCACUGCGUACAAAAAGACGUCGGAGACGUUGAGCACGGCAGGGCAGAAGACGUCAGCAGCUUUCACCACAUUGGGAACAGCCAUCAGCAGGAAGUUUGGGGAUAUGAGCAUGUUUGGCCUUGAGUUAAUGUAUCCCAGAAGAUCAAAUUCACUUGGCUACUCUAUCCGCCACUCAAUGAGCAUGCCCGUUAUGAGGAACUCUCCCAGUUUCAAGUCCUUUGAGGAGAAGGUUGAAAGCACCGUUUCCAACAUAAAGCAGACCAAGGUAGGAAGCCAAGGAGGUGGAGGGAGUUUUGAGGAGGUGCUGUCUUCAGCCGCCCACGCCAGUGCCCAAGAAACCCCCAGCAACAACCUGUCUGAGAGCAGUGAUCAUGAGCGGACCUGCUAGACCAGAGCCUGAAACAACCUCCCCAGACCAGGAUUAGCACUCUACUGCCCCUCACUGGCCCAGAGGCCACAUUACAUUACCUGAUGAGGAGAGCAUGACAAACAGUAGGCCUAUCUAUCCAAAGCCACAUCAAGUACCAACACAAAUGUGUAUUAUCUAAUGGCUUCUUAGCCUUUGUGUUUCCAAUCUGUAAAGCACUCCUGCCCUUGAUAUUUUAUUACUAUGAAUACAGCCAUUACCUUUUGUAUUUUAAUAAAAAUAAAUGUGUUCCGUUUAUAUCAAUGUAUUUGAUAAACAAAAAGUAGUGACUUUCUUCCCAGUACUAAAACAACAUUUUCAUGAUGACACCUACUUUCCAAGAGUGUACAGUCACAUAAAACUAUUGGGGGAGGGAAUUAUAUUUGAAACUAAUACUUGAAAUUACAAAGACUGGAUUUGUAGGCCUAUACUGCACUGUAAAUGGGGACCAGAGUAAGGCCUCGUGCUGAAAAUCUACUGAAUACACUGUCAUCCCGAUGAAUCACACUAAUAUCUCCUUUAUUCCAACCGUGCACUGUUUGCACUUGAGCCUUGAUGGGGUCUCCUAAAUCAGGACCUAAAUUAUACUUAUUAGCACAACAGUCAGGCAGUGUAGAUGCUUUGACACAUUGUGGGAUUAAAUGUCUAUUUUUAAAUGUGGUUAUUUCUUCUGUUUAUUAGUGCUAAUCUUCAAUAAUGGACCAAACAUCUGGUUUUCUAUUUACAGAAUUAACUUUUGUCAUAUGAUUUUCUCCUUGUGUUUAUUGUUCAAGUUGAUUUUUCUCAGUUGCUGUGGUUUUUAACUUAAUUGUGACUAGAUGUUUGUCAGACAUUUAGGUGAUAAUGUUUUCAGACAUUUUGACUAUGUUUUGUCAACAGCAGAGUUGCCCUCUCCUGAAUGUGACUGUUGUAAUACCCAAAGGUUAAUAACAGUUGUUAUAGUCCCUGUGCAGUCCUGUGUAGCUCGGUAGGUAGAGCAUGGCCGUUGCAAUGCCAGGGUUGUGGGUUUGAUUCUCACGGGGGAACUAGUAUGGGGGGGUUGGAGUAUGACAAUGUAUGCAUUCACUACUGCAAGUAUGACUUAAAUGUAGUCUAGCAACUUCUGCUUUUUUUUAAACAAAACUAUAUCCCAGUAAGAUUAUAACACACUAUGAAUAAACUGUUUUUUGCAGUAUGACUAUUAAACAAUUUGUUGCAAACCAA